Racocetra fulgida is the source of this 355-nucleotide messenger RNA. The record is from the annotation of a GenBank genome assembly. NCBI's taxonomy places the organism in Eukaryota, Fungi, Glomeromycota, Glomeromycetes, Diversisporales, Gigasporaceae.
AUGCUUGUCGCUCGUCAACACAACAACAAAAAAAGGUCCAGAACUAUUUACUACGAACAUAUUCAAAAAGCGAGAAUAUUAUCUAAUGAAAAUGCUGAAUAUCUGGCUGACCAAACAAAAGACGAAACGUCCAUUCGAAUUUACAAAAAAUUUGCAAUCGUAUCCAUGUCCGUGGACUUUGUUACUCCACCACUUAUUGACGAUAAACAAAGCUUUCAAAAUCUUGUUAUGCAAAGAAGCUUGGCAAAACAAAGAAAGAGCACACCAAAUCGCAAAAACUAUGGCAAAAGAACUCCUAGAUCCAAAAAUUAUGUAUAUAAUGAACCCAAGAGAUCUAAUAAAGCCGUUCCUCUCG